ACUGGUGACGUCAGCGCAAAUAGGAAGAGGACGGCAUGAAGGCCGCGGACGGGCUGCUGUUGUUCUGGGCUGUUUAGUCAAUGACAGGUCAAUGUUGAUCGCGGUUGAAUGGCAGCAUCCGACAGUCGGCGGUCUCACCGGGAUUUCGAGGGAAACAGAUCAGUUCCAAACGGCGAGGAAGCGCGCAAUGUGAGAGAUACCGGAGUACAGACGGACACCAAAGUACAAGGUCAUGGACCUCGACUGUCCAAAGCCAACCUCUUCACAUUGUUGAGUCUAUGGAUGGAACUUUUCCCAAAGAAAGAGCCACAGCAACAAGAAAAUGAUACUGCUAGGGACACUGGUCUUGUGGUGGUCCAUGAGCGCAGGGUUCUGGGUCUGCAUUGCUCCAGUGUGCAGUUACAUGCAGGACAGGUGGCUGUGGUCAAACAUGGCCCCAGACUGAAGGGAUGUGAUCUCUACUUCUCCAGAAAACCCUGUUCAACCUGCCUCAAAAUGCUCAUCAAUGCUGGUGUGAGCAGGAUAUCAUACUGGCCCGGUGAUGCUGAGAUCAGUUUGUUGUCAGGUAGACACAAUCAUACUGACCCCAGUCACCAGGAAGCCAUCUUUGAUGCAGCAGCUGCAGAGAGACUGAAGUCUAACAGCAGACCCCACAUCUGUGUGCUCCUGCAGCCUCUGGACUGCACCAUGCAGCAGUUCGUGGACGAAACAUCUCAAAACUGUGACUUCCUUUGGAAGAUUGCUGCGGACAAUCCUACUCUCAAUGUUAAGGAUCUCUUUAGAAGGGAAUGGUGGAACAACUUGGAUGAUUUCUUGGAAAAGUUGUUUAUAAAUGACGAGGAGCAGCAUAAGUAUGUGCUGAACAAGAUGGGACUGGAUAACUUUUGUGCGGAACCAAAUUUUAGUAACUUAAGGCAGCAUAUGAGGAAUCUCAUUAGGAUUUUGGCAUCUGCCGCUGCAAGUGUUCCGGUUCUAGAAGAAAAUUAUGGUUUCUUCACGAGAGAGCCUUUAGGGAUGGGUUCUCCAGCUCUGCCCCAGGAUGUGGUGCGACAUUGUAUCAUACAGGCCCGAUUACUGGCAUUUAGAACAGAGGAUCCUAAAGUGGGAGUUGGUGCAGUUAUUUGGGCUGAGGGCAAACAGUCACAAUGUGAUGGCACAGGUCAGCUUUACUUAGUGGGCUGUGGAUACAACGCCUAUCCAGUGGGCUCACAGUAUGCAGAGUAUCCUCAGAUGGAUCACAAGCAAGAGGAGAGACAGAACAGGAAGUACAGAUACAUCCUCCAUGCAGAGCAGAACGCGCUCACAUUCAGGAGUGCAGAGAUAAAAGAGGAGGAGAACACAAUGAUAUUUGUGACCAAAUGCCCAUGUGAUGAGUGUGUUCCUCUGAUAGGCUGCGCUGGAAUAAAGCAAAUCUACACUACAGACCUGGACAGCAAAAAAGUCAAAAACGACAUCUCCUACCUCAGGUUUGACAAACUCAAGGGGGUCCAGAAGUUCAUUUGGCAGCAGAAAUCUUCUGCUAGACUUAUGUCAGAACAAGCUGCUCCGCACACAGCAAAUGGAUACAUGAAACGAAAAGGAGAGGAAACUAAUUUUCAGUGCAAUAAGAGACUGAGAUCAUAGAAGUAAUUUCGAAAGCUGCUGUCCUGCCAUUAUGACAGCAACAGAUGAUGUUCAAAUGAGACUCUUUCAGUUCCUGGUGAAGACUUUAUUUAACCUGCCAUACUCAUGCAGCACGAUUAGAAUCAACAUUAUCUUGUGAUUACAAUACAGCAUAAAAGAGGGUAAAUCUUUCAUGCUUUUAUCAGUUUACCGGUACAUCCUGUUAAAGGUUUAAUUAUAUGUAUUUUAGAAAUGGGAUUUGAGUUGAAAGGUUUUAAAAUUGCACACAACAAUGUUUUUUAAUGUAUAAAAUUGAAGGGACAAGCAGAACUGUCCAUUACAUGUUCACACAAAAUAUAUUACUAUUUAGAUUUGUUCCUAAUUUACAGUCUACAGUAUAUAUACCUAAUGUGUUUUUUUUUCUUAAAAAAAAAAAAAUCAACGAUAUCGCUAACACUUCAGUUGUUUUUUUGGUUUUGGUUGAAUUUCAGAUGGAAACUACACCUGUUUAUGUAGUAAAAAAAAAUUUAAAUUAAAUUUUGAACACAUGAUUUGGAAUCUUCAGUGUAACUGCUGACAAAUAUAUUUAAUAAAUUUGGCUUCAUGAAAAUAAUUUGAAAAUAGUUGAAAUGAAUUUGCUUCACACUGAUGAGUGUAAACCACCAAAGCAUAUUUCAUCCUAUAAUCCUAAACACGAUCGUAAUAAAACAAUCAAUCAACUGUAGAGGAAAAAAAAGAAUGAAAUUUAAUGAAUUUUCUUCAACAGCAUAACUCAAAUAUAGUGAGUUAAAGAGGUUCAUUGCUUAAUCAAGCUAAAUAUGCUCAAUGAGAACAUAUUAAA
Molecule: messenger RNA, 2443 nt
Organism: Cyprinus carpio (common carp)
Lineage: Eukaryota; Metazoa; Chordata; Actinopteri; Cypriniformes; Cyprinidae
Product: dCTP deaminase-like
Biological process (GO): dTMP biosynthetic process; dUMP biosynthetic process
Cellular component (GO): cytoplasm
Molecular function (GO): zinc ion binding; dCMP deaminase activity
Source: RefSeq, a predicted model, not a curated record